GUUGGCGUGGUUGAAUGAGCAAUAAUGGUCAUUUUGAGAAAAGCCUACAGUAUCCAUUUACCGCCUUCAUUCUUGUGAAUUUUAAUCCGGGCAGCAAGAACAGGUUGUUCUUGAGGAUUUCAUUCAUUUCGUUGCAUUCCGCUUCUCGCCGCUGUACGAUCAGCUCAACCCCAUCCUGAGCGUCGUGCGUGCGAAACGGAGCUGAGUGACAUCUUCAACCAUGUUCAGUGGCCAUGUUCUCCUACUUGCCUGUCUUGCGUGCGUGGCAAACUAUCAUCAAUCUGCAGCUGUGGUAUUUCCGUAUGUCCCGGUUUUCAACUGCUUCACUGCUGGUGGUUUGUACUAUAUCAGCUAUGCGACACAUAUAGUCAAUAGCAGUACAGCCCAGACCGCCUGCUCGCCAGGAGGCUACAGACUGGUCCUGCAAGCGUCAACCACCAGCGCUUGUUUCCGCCAGUACUAUAAUCACAUGACAGCGGCCAGUGGUUCAAACAUCACGCUUUGGAUCAGAGGCCCCAGUGGAAUGACUUGCUACCCGCACGCCUCGCCAUGCCCAACCCUUUCGCCGUUCAUAUGCGAGGCAUCGGAUUCAUCUGCGGUGCCAGGAGGAAGCUCGGCUUGUCCUGCUCCCCCAACGAUAGCUCACGCAACUGUGAGCAUCCCGUCCGGUCUACAAUUCCCUGCCGACAUAUUCUAUCAAUGCAACCUGGGCUACACAAUCGUCAAUUCCAACACCGCUCAGUGCCAAAAAGAUGGGACAUGGGUAAAUCCGACGAAAUCUUGCGACGCAAAUAUUUGUCCAGCUCCAUACAUCACCAACGGAUUCACGGCAGGCGCUGCCCCGUUUUUCACCAUGUCCUGUUGCACUGGAUACAAACUGGUUGGGAAGGGUGCAGUAUCUUGCACAAGCAGUAAUUCUACAACACCAGUUCCGACCUGUGAACUCGUAUCCUGCCCACAGGUCGAGCAGGGACUGGCGAAUGGGACAGUGUCCAACAAUCCUAACACUGUAUAUUCCGUUCAACACUUCACCUGUGAUGUUGGCUUUAAGCUGGUCGGCUCACAGUCCACAACUUGUCAGCUAAAUGGCAAGUGGUCUAGCGCACCACCUACAUGCUCACGAAUUAUGUGCAAUCAAGUCUUGUCUUCUCCAGCGGAUGGAACAUUAGCAACCGGUCCUAGAACAGCUCUGAGCAUUCUUCAGUACUCGUGCAAUGAAGGAUUUAUGUUGCAAGGAGCCGCAUACACAAUGUGCCAGCUGGAUGGGACUUGGUCGAACGCGUCUACAACAUGCAAGCAGACUCAGUCACAAAACUUCUCGAACUUCGCUGCCGGUGGAAUUGGUCUAGGCAUCGGUCUUGCGAUUAUGGGGAUUGUCCUUCUCAUCGUGGUGAAGCGGAUGGAGAAGGCAAGACCUUUGCCCGCAGCUCCCAGCUUGGCCAUGAAGGACACACGUAAGCUAGCAGCCUCGGAGUCGAUGAUGAUGUCCAACGACGCAUAUGCUGGAAGGCCGUUCCACACACAGCCGGAGGCCGAGACAGUUUAUGAGCAGCCCGGCCAGGUUAAAACCGCUCAUCUCUACUAACAUUUUGUCAUUAGUAGCAUGCUCAUUUCCUGUAGGAGCCUGUGCAUGUACCGCACAUUUUACAGAGUAUUAAGUAUUGUGUUCAUUGCCUGCACUGCCCUUUGUAAUUUGUAAAUGCACAGUAAUACUGCACCGGGAAAGGUGUAUUUUUACGUUUAUUUACAUGAUCUAUAAAAAAGGACCUUGUCUAUUGAUGUUGGCACACAAACUCUGUCCCACGACUGUUUUUGUUGACCAAAAUUUCAUUCUUCCAAGAUGUUGGCCUGCAAGAUCUUAUGCAGUUCUUCAGCUUCUAUGACAACCAUAAUGUUUGGUGUGCUCUUUUUCCCAUUGUUGUUUCUUGAAUUUUGUACGUACCCAGGUCUAGUAAAGGGGGUCUGC
This is a messenger RNA of Sycon ciliatum, 1966 nucleotides long. RefSeq names its product E-selectin-like. The coding region runs from base 221 to 1585 and encodes 454 amino acids. NCBI's taxonomy places the organism in Eukaryota, Metazoa, Porifera, Calcarea, Leucosolenida, Sycettidae. The record is from RefSeq and is a predicted model, not a curated record. The transcript is spliced from 8 exons.